Messenger RNA from Manihot esculenta (cassava), 2238 nucleotides. RefSeq lists its product as uncharacterized. Bases 1 to 2238 code for a protein of 745 amino acids. The transcript has 9 exons. The record is from RefSeq and is a predicted model, not a curated record. NCBI's taxonomy places the organism in Eukaryota, Viridiplantae, Streptophyta, Magnoliopsida, Malpighiales, Euphorbiaceae.
AUGGUAUUUGGAUCCUCGAUUCGAAUGCUGGGGAAAAAGAAAGAUGAAGAUAUUGUAUUUCAAUUUGUUGAAAGACCCAACAUGUUUUGCUGCCAAAUGUAUCGUCAGGCAUGGGAUUCUGCGGUAACUUCUCUAAUGCAAGUUGUGCUAGUUGCUUCUGAAUACUUGAAGAACUGGCGUCAUGUACAAUUAUUGUCAAAGGGGUUUGUGAAGUAUUCUCAUGGACAAGAGCCCCAAUGGCAGCGUGUUAUUGUGGAAUCAGAUGUGGCUUUUGCAAUCCAUUCUUUGACAAGUCCUAGGAGUUGGGAUCACAAUGCCUCUCCUUUAAUUGUAGAUGCUUUGUCUAUGGACUUACGAAGUUCUCUUCUGUGGCUUUGUUCGGGAGACUUUAAUGAUUUAUGCUUGAGAGACGAGAAGGAAGGAGGAGCAACUUUGCCAGAUUAUUUUAUACAGGGGUUUAGACAGGCGCUUGAGGAUAAUAAUUUUAUUCAAAUACCCAUUGUUGGCUCUUUCUUCACAUGGGAGAAGGGUAGAGAGUCGAAUAAUCUGAUUAGAGAGAAGCUUGAUAGAGCCCUUGCUACUGAGGACUGGACUCGUAAAUUCACUAAUGUUGUCUGCUCGAUUGUUCAUAUUCCUAGAUCGGAUCACAAACCAUUGGUGAUUAAUACAGCUCCUAAGGAUAAUAGGGGAGAUAGAAGGAGAUUUCGAUUUGAUAAUCCAUGGUUAUGUAAUGAGGGUUUGGCUGAGGUUGUUAAAGGAGCUUGGGUUAAUUUUAUACCACACAACCUUUUGAUAAAACAUGAUGAUUUAGUUUCUGCUCUUUCGUUGUGGGGUAGGAGCAGAAAUAGAGAGUUUUGGCAAAAAAAUAAAACUAUACAGAGAUUAUUGGAUAAUGGGCCCAGUAAUGUUUCUCAUGCCUCUUUAAAGGAAGAUUGGAAUUGUCUUCUUGAGCAGGAAGAAGCUAGACUUAAACAGCAGGCAAAGUGCUUUUAUGAUACUGAUCAGAAGAAGUCUAUUUUUUAUGGUGGUUCUAUGAAUUGUGAAUGGGUUUUUGAGUUGGCACUGGCCUUAAUUAAUGAUGUCGAUAAUGUUGAUCUUUGUGCUCCCUUUUCGAAUGAGGAAUUUAGAGCUGCUCUUUUUCAGAUGCAUCCAGACAAGGCACCGGGGCUGGAUGGUACUUUUCCUUCUUCUCUUACUGAAACAUUGAUUGUUUUGAUCCCUAAAGUGGAUAGCCCUGAAACUGUUAAAGACUUUUGUCCAAUUGCGUUAUGUAAUGUGUUAUAUAACAUUGUGGCUAAAGCUUUGGCGAACAGAUUUAAAAGGGUCCUUUCUAUGAUUACCUCUGAGAAUCAGUCUGCCUUUAUCCCUCAUCGGUCGAUUACCAAUAAUGUUAUAAUUGCGUUUGAAAUGAUUCACAAUAUGAAAAUUAAUAAGGGCAUAAAUGAUGGUAAUUAUGCACUUAAAAUUGAUAUUUCUAAGGCUUAUGAUAUGGUACAGUGGGAGUUUCUAAAAGGCAAGUUGGAACAAUUUAGUUUUUCUACUCAAUGGAUUAGGUGGUUGACUAUAUACUUUUCGAAAGUUUCUUACAAUAUCAAUUUCAAUGGUGAUUGGAUUGGUCCUAUUGUGCCUGGUAGAGGUCUUCGACAGGGGAUCCUAUUUCCCCGUAUCUCUAUUUGGUGUGUGCGGAAGGCUUAUCAUUACUACUUAAAGAUGCUGAAUCUAGGGGCUGCUGCUUCUGGACAAGUGGUGAACUUUAACAAAUCUAGCAUUUUCUUCAGUCCCAAUAUGGUCUCCUCUGUAAGAGUGUUUAAAGCAAAGUACUUCCCAAAUGGUGAUUUAUUUUCCACCAAUGUAAGUAAUGGUACUGGCUUUGUUUGGAAAAACGUGAUGACAUCAAGGGAGUUGAUUCGAAAGGGUACAAGGUGGAGGGUGGGCAAUGGAGAGAAGAUUUUAGUGGUUUUAGCUCCUUGGAUUCCUAAGGAGGUUACCUUUUUUGCGGAUGAUGACCCCGAUUUUAUUGAACCACAUUUGCGUGUUUAUAAUCUUUUUGAAGGCAAUGGAAGAGUUUGGAACAUUGCUCUUUUAAUGAAGCUUUUUUCUUCAAGAGAUAUCAGGGCUAGUAUUAGUAUUCCUAUUAGUAUUACCAAUAAGAAAUAUUCCUUCUUGUGGCACUUUGAUAAAAGAGGUGAAGUCCGCAUACUUCGUGUGUAUGGACUUGCUAGGAAGAUAAUCUUUUAA